Messenger RNA from Fonsecaea multimorphosa CBS 102226, 969 nucleotides. Its product is annotated as cytochrome c1, heme protein, mitochondrial. NCBI's taxonomy places the organism in Eukaryota, Fungi, Ascomycota, Eurotiomycetes, Chaetothyriales, Herpotrichiellaceae. Gene Ontology annotation, molecular function: heme binding; electron transfer activity. The transcript has 4 exons. Bases 1 to 969 code for a protein of 322 amino acids. The record is from RefSeq and is a predicted model, not a curated record. Gene Ontology annotation, biological process: mitochondrial electron transport, ubiquinol to cytochrome c.
AUGUUGGCAACGUCGGCCGUCCGCGGUGCCCCAUUGAGGGUUGCUGCUCGAACGAUUGUCCGCAAGACCACAACUCGUGCCGCAUCUUCGACUACCUCCGAGGCCGCCACAUCUCCCUUUUACCUAACACUGGGCGCUUCUGCUGCGACGGCAGCCACAGUAGGCUCAAUCGCCUGGUACUAUCAUCUGUUCGGUCAAGAUGUCUAUGCCAUGACUCCCGCAGAAGAGGGUUUACACCCGACCCAGUACCCGUGGGAGCACGUGAAAUGGACAAAAACAUUCGACCACGCUGCUCUUCGGAGAGGAUUCCAAGUUUACCGUGAAGUCUGCGCCGCCUGCCACUCUCUGAAGCGAAUCCCAUAUCGGUCACUUGUCGGCACACUGAUGACCGUCGACGAAGCCAAGGCCCUGGCUGAAGAAAAUGAAUACGACACUGAGCCAAAUGAUGAGGGAGAGAUCGAGAAGCGACCCGGCAAGCUGUCCGACUACAUCCCGUCUCCGUACAAGAAUGACGAAGCUGCCCGUGCCGCCAACAAUGGUGCCCUUCCUCCGGAUCUAUCGCUCAUGGUGAAAGCCCGUCACGGCGGCUGCAACUAUAUCUUCAGUCUUCUCACCGGCUACCCGGAGGAACCCCCGGCAGGUGCGAGCGUCCAGUCUGGUUUGAACUUCAACCCGUAUUUCCCGGGUACUGGUAUCGCAAUGGCUCGUGUGCUUUACGACGGAUUGGUUGAAUACGAAGACGGCACACCCGCCACCAGCUCGCAAAUGGCCAAGGACGUGGUUGAAUUCUUGAACUGGACCGCGGAACCAGAAAUGGACGAGCGCAAGAAGAUGGGUUUCAAGGUCCUGAUCAUUGGCACUGCCCUACUGGCCCUGAGUGGUUGGGUUAAGCGAUACAAGUGGGCACCUAUCAAGACGAGGAAGAUUGUUUACAAUCCACCUGGCCAGAAACCCGGUUUUAGAAUGUAA